UUUUUUCAGGUUUUAAGGAUGAACACAUUUGCAAGGAAAUUGUUGGUAGGAGGAAAUUGGAAGUCUCAUGGCUCUGUUAACUUUGUGAAGGAAUUCGCAAGAGAUACUCUUAACAAGAUUUCCUACAAUACUAGUAAACUUGAUUUAGUAGUAGCACCUGUGUCUAUCCAUUUGAGAGAUGCUCAAGAGCAUAUUAAAAAUGAUAUUCAAAUCUGUUCGCAGAACAUCAGUGCUUUUGAAGAUGGAGCCUACACUGGAGAGAUCAGUUCCACUCAGUUGGUAGACUUAGGAGUCAACUGGACCAUCCUUGGGCACUCUGAAAGAAGACAUAUAUUCGGAGAAUCUAAUUCUUUUGUUGCAUCAAAGAUCAAAAGAGCUCAUGACCAUGGACUUAAUGUUAUCGCUUGCAUUGGAGAAACUAUUGAUGAAAGAGAAGAUGGUGAGACUCUCAAAGCCUGCACAAGACAACUUAAAGCUAUUAGAGAGCAAGUCGAGGACUGGAACAAACUAGCUAUUGCUUACCAGCCAGUCUGGGCCAUUGGAACUGGAAAAACGGCAACUUCAGACCAAGCCCAAGAAGUUCAUGGACACCUCAGAGAGUGGAUCGCAGAACAUGUUAGCCAAGAUGCAGCCAGACUAACCAGAAUCAUCUAUGGUGGCUCUGUCAAUGGAGAAAAUGCUGGAGAACUGAUCAACAACCCAGACAUUGAUGGUCUCCUUGUUGAAAGACUUUCUAUUAAACCUGAAUUUGAAGCCAUAGUUAAGGCUUGCAAUGAAGCAUCCAAAUAUUAG
Moneuplotes crassus is the source of this 792-nucleotide messenger RNA. The record is from the annotation of a GenBank genome assembly. NCBI's taxonomy places the organism in Eukaryota, Ciliophora, Spirotrichea, Euplotida, Euplotidae.